Messenger RNA from Neohortaea acidophila, 1007 nucleotides. RefSeq lists its product as uncharacterized. Bases 291 to 923 code for a protein of 210 amino acids. Lineage: Eukaryota; Fungi; Ascomycota; Dothideomycetes; Mycosphaerellales; Teratosphaeriaceae. The transcript has a single exon. The record is from RefSeq and is a predicted model, not a curated record.
CCGGCUUAGGUAAUCGCAUCACUGCCCCAGCCGCGGGGCCACCACCACUCCAACUGUCUUGAACUACAAGGAUGCAAGAUGCCCAUGCAUUUGAUGCAUCUGAAUCGGAGUAGAUUAUUAAUCUUCGUCAGUAUUUCCAGCAUACUCGGUAGUGAAUGACUAGCAGCAUGGUCGCCGUCAUACACGCUACCAGUCAUGUACCUCUCCAGCGAUGAUCGGAACCCACGAGGUUCACUCGAAAGCCUAAUUCAACUCGUGCCAGGCAACCGUGCAAAGGCUAUUGAACAUGAAUGGCUAUUCCUCCCUUCAGCUCCAGCAGAUCACAAAGACGUAAACCAGCCCUGAAGACUGACGAAGAAAGGAGAAGCGCAACCAUGGCCCAGACAUACACCAUCUUCAGCCCAGAAGAGCUCCGAGCAUUCACUCAAGAACGCCAAAACGCCUCCAACGAACUCCACGUCCGAUUGAAAUUGCUCGAACCACUCGGCGACCCGGAUGUCCUCCGCGCCAGCCGAAUACCGCCGCAAGAAAACGACAGGCCCAUUCGAUACAAGCACGAAGUGCACGAGGAAUAUCUACCCCUCUCGCACGUCGGAUCAUUAUGGCGAAAUGCUUGGCCCUCCUUCAUCGACACCGUCCCGCUUGCAUCACUGACCUUCGAUGCUACGCGGCCGACAUUCAAGGAUGAAGAAGGGAAGGUGCAAGAAAUCGGGGUGAGAGGAGGUCGGCUCUGGAUCAGCAGUGACGAUUUCCAAGAGCUGGUGCUGCUACUUGCUACGGAGGCUAAGAUGAGGGCCAAAGGCGACAGGCAGUUCUCGGUGGAGGAACAGACUGUCAAAGACUGGGACAAUCGAGGUAGAAUGCGGCGAUAUCUGGAAGGUCUAUCCUCAUUUCGUCGUGACAAAGCAGCAGAUAGCAGGUAGCCUAUAGCUUAGGGUUGCCUGUGACUGAAACAAAGUUGCGGGCUCUCAAAGUUGCGGCUCUUCCGCCGUCAAGUCUCAAACCCU